Molecule: messenger RNA, 1767 nt
Organism: Penicillium diatomitis
Lineage: Eukaryota; Fungi; Ascomycota; Eurotiomycetes; Eurotiales; Aspergillaceae
Exons: 6
Coding region: 1-1767 (588 amino acids)
Source: RefSeq, a predicted model, not a curated record
AUGACCGACUCCGAGAAGUAUCUCGCGGAGAUUUUCGCGCGUGUUGAGUCACGUGGCUUUACAACCGAAUACCAGGAUAGAAGAGAGGCAAGCAAAAACGCUAUUUGUCAAACACAGUUAGCGCCCGCGACAGUCAAUAGAUACAAUUCAGCGGUGAAGCUAUGGGAAUUGUUCAAAUGCUAUCGACGCCUUGGGAAAGAGGACGAACCAUGCGAAUAUGGCUCUGACCCGACUCCACAGAUGCUCAAAGGCUUUGCGGAAUUUUGUGUUGUCGCAAAAUCGAAAUUUCCAUCCCAAGCAACUGUGACCGGGAUAUUCAGAGCUUUCUCUGCACAGUGGAAAAGAGACAAUUCGAAAGGUCUACCAGAGGAGGUCACGAGGGAUGUCUAUAAUUAUAUCAAAACAACGCUCACGUCUGAACGUGGUCUCAACACCAAGCCUCGGCAAAAGUUUCAAACAACGGGAAUAGAUAUCCUGUACCUCCUGAGACACCUCUUCGGCUACGAUGAUCAUGAUUAUGUACAUGAAAGAGCCCGCGUGCAGUUCGGUAGCUUAUUAUCUCUCUUUGCCGGAUCGGCACAGCGUGCGGGUGCAAUAAUAGUGUCGAGCUCGUAUCGUGGAACAAAUGAGUGUCUCUUCUAUAAGCACAUGACUUUCAACAUCAAGUGGAACGAAAGCCGGGACAAGGUCGUUCGCUGGGUGACGGUUCGCCCGGAAUUCACCAAAGGAAAACGUUAUAGGAACGACAAAGUGGUUGAGCGAGAUUGGCUUCAGGAGCACCCUGUGCUUGCUCUGAACUUCGUGUUUUGGGUGAUUGUGCUUGGGGUGGCAGAUGGAGCAUUCAGAAACUGCGAAACCCUACAUGACGUGCUAUCAGUGAAGCCUCCAGCAUCCAGGGACACAUUGACGCUGGAAUGGGCAGAUCAUAUCAAGGAAACACCCCUUUUCCGGAUGGUCAGGCCCGAAGGGCCCGAUUCAUCACACGGCCUAAGUUUUUCGUCCAUGAGACAUCAUUUUCAGAGUCUGGCGAAAAGAGAUGGUUUCUACGAUCCCUUGCGCGUUCAUGGUAUUCGAGGGGGAGUGGUCAACACUAUAAACUCGAAGGUAUCUGACGCUAGUAGGGGGCAGGCUUUAGGUCAAAAAGACACAAAGUCUUUCCUUUCAUAUCAGUCCGAUGUCAAAGACGUUGAUAUUCAGGCCUGCGUCUUCAAUUUGCAGCCUAAUUUCGAAUGUCGGGAUAUGGAGCGGAGUAUGUCAAACCACAGAGAUACCAAUGUUCCAACUCAAGUGAGUGCGGCUGCUCUGAAAGAGUUCAAUCGCAGACCAGACAUCGUUGAGCUCAACCGACAGAUUGAGGAUUUAUCGGCAAAGAUCUCUUUAAGACCUACACUUAAUCCGAGUCUGACUGGCGAGAGAGCAAAAUUGUACGGUCGAAAGGCCAAGGCGCUUCAAUGUUUUAAAAAGCAAUAUGUUGAAGAAUGGUGGAGUUCAAGCAACGAUCGGUACACAAAGAGAGAUGAGGACGGGAACAAUUGCCCUUAUCGCGAUACAACACCUAUUUUUGACAUAUACCGAAAAUAUGUUUCUGAACGCUCUCGUUUGAGUGAGAAUCUGUUCAAGGAAGCGAAUGUUGAUAGCGAAAUUGGUCGACAAUGCCUGGAGGACAUGCUCUCAAUAUGCAAAUCAGUAGCGCGGGUGGCCUAUUACCCGGGGCUGGAGCCACGAGAUGGUCGAUGCCCCCGAUGUGAGAGGGCUGUGACAGAGUGA